UUUUUUGACGGUCCAAGAAAUGUCAAACAAAAAGGUGUUGAUGUUUUGUAAAUAUAGCAACAAUUUCUUCAUUGAAAUUUUAAGCUGGGAAAAAAGUUAAUUAGAAUUUUCUUGUGAGAAAUGGAAUGUGAAAUUAGUAAUGAUUCAAGCUCAGUGGAAGAAGUUGAAAUAAAACAAGAAGUUGAAGAGAUAAUCAUAAAAGAGGAAGAUGACGAUAGCUACUAUGAGCAAGGAGAGCCUUAUCCUGAAUACCUUCCUCUGCAAAUAACCCAUGUGACCUCAGAAGCCAAUCCUUUCAUUGAAGAAAAUGAAAAUGAAAAAUGUCCAAUUUGCGAAAGAGUUUUUGCUACAAAAGCCGAUUUAAAGUUACAUAGUUUGAUUCAUACUCUCGAGGAGAAUCUUCAUGAGCCCCACUGCACAAAAUGCUAUGAUAAAGUGUGGGAUCUGAUAAAGUACAUGGAUGAUCAUUUGACCACUAAAAUUUUACCGUGCAAUAUUUGCCAUAGUACAUUUCUAAGUGUUGAACUGCUGCAAGAACAUAUGAAACUUCACAAUCAAUAUGAACCGUCUCAGUCAAGAAGGCGGAAAAACACAAGUGUCCUAGAAAGCAUCCUCAGCAAUACUACAAAGAACAAAGGGAUUAAGACUGAUAUUACAGAAUCUCGAAUGAAGAUCAAUAUGAAGCCCAAUUUGAGUCCUAGGGGUCGUUCCUACUAUAAACCGAACAAAUUGAUCAGUUGUCCCUUGUGUUCGAGAAAAUGCAUAAGUCAUAGUCAACUGCAGAAUCAUCUAGCAUCGCACAGCAAUGAAAGACCCUUCAGUUGUCCCCAUUGUCCCAAAAAAUUCAAACUGAGGGAAGCUCUUGUGGCCCAUGUUCAGAUUCACAACAAAAACCGACCAAGAUACACCUGUACUUUCUGUUCGGGCGUCUACGUCGAUCUCUACUAUUAUCGAAAACACAUGAAGAAAAUGCACAAAAUUUAUGAUACACGCCCUUAUGAACAGCAAGCUCUUCAGUAUCCUCAACCGUCAACACUACCAGAAUAUUAAAAAUCCUCUGGAAUUAUUAUAAUUUUAUUUCUAAAACAAACAUUUUUAUUGAAUUAAUCAAGAUAUAAUUUUGAGAUUGAAAUACAAUAAAAUUUGUAGAGAAAAAAAA
Molecule: messenger RNA, 1159 nt
Organism: Phlebotomus papatasi
Lineage: Eukaryota; Metazoa; Arthropoda; Insecta; Diptera; Psychodidae
Product: zinc finger protein 236-like
Exons: 4
Coding region: 121-1050 (309 amino acids)
Source: RefSeq, a predicted model, not a curated record